Messenger RNA from Lodderomyces pseudojiufengensis, 1440 nucleotides. It is a transcript of the gene ERG1, whose product is annotated as squalene monooxygenase. Gene Ontology annotation, biological process: ergosterol biosynthetic process. Gene Ontology annotation, cellular component: endoplasmic reticulum; membrane. The transcript has a single exon. The record is from RefSeq and is a predicted model, not a curated record. The coding region runs from base 1 to 1440 and encodes 479 amino acids. Gene Ontology annotation, molecular function: flavin adenine dinucleotide binding; squalene monooxygenase activity. Lineage: Eukaryota; Fungi; Ascomycota; Pichiomycetes; Serinales; Debaryomycetaceae.
AUGUAUGAUGUUAUAGUGAUAGGUGCUGGGGUAGUAGGACCUUGCAUAUCCACAGCUCUUGCAAGACAAGGUAAAAAAGUUUUGGUGGUGGAAAGAGAUUGGUCAAAACCAGAUCGAAUAGUUGGAGAAUUAUUACAACCAGGAGGUGUUAAAGCACUUAGAGAAUUAGGAAUGAUUCAAGCAAUAAAUAAUAUAGAAGCAAUAGAUGUAAAGGGAUAUUAUAUUCAAUAUUUUAAUCAACAUUUAAGUAUAGAUUAUCCAUUAAAAGAAGUUGCAGAAGUUACAAAUCCUAUAAAUUAUUUAGAGAAAGAAAUUCCAUUAAAACUGGAUAAUACAAUAAAUGUUGAAGAAUGGGAAAAAGAUUCAAGAGUUAGAGGAGUUGCAUUUCAUCAUGGUGAUUUUUUACAAAAUCUUCGAUCUAUCUGUAAGAAGGAAGUAGAUACAAUGGAAGGAACAGUUGUGAAAUUAAUAAAAAAAGAUGAUAUAGUGAUAGGAGUAGAAGUGAAGGAGAAUAAGAAUAAUACCACCAAAACCAAAAAAAUUUAUUCAAAACUUGUCAUUUCAUGUGAUGGAAUAUAUUCAAAAUUUAGAAAAGAAUAUUCAAAUAACAAUCCUUCAAUAAAUUCAUAUUUUAUUGGAUUAUAUUUAAAAAAUGCAAAAUUACCAGAAAAGAAUAAAGGUCAUGUAUUAUUAGGAAAUCAUGCACCUGUAUUAAUAUAUCAAGUAUCACCAAAUGAAACAAGAGUUUUAUGUGCUUAUAGAUCAAUAAAACCUCCUUCUUCAGCAAAUGAUGAAGUUUAUAAAUAUUUAAAAAAUGAUGUGUUACCACACAUCCCUAAGGAAACAUUACCUGCUUUUACAUCAGCAUUGGAGGAUAAAAAAUUUCGAAUAAUGCCAAAUCAAUAUUUAUCUGCAAAAAAACAAAAUCAAAAGGGGUUUAUAUUAUUAGGAGAUUCUUUAAAUAUGAGACAUCCAUUAACUGGAGGUGGAAUGACUGUUGGAAUAUCUGAUUCUGUAUUAUUAGCAAGAUUAUUAAAAUCAGUAGAUAAUUUUGAAGAUUAUGAUUUAAUAAAAGAUAAACUUUCAAUUUUCCAUAGAAAAAGAAAAAAUUUAGAUGCUGUUAUUAAUACAUUAUCAAUAGCAUUAUAUUCAUUAUUUGCAGCAGAUAAAAGAUCUCUCAAGAUAUUACAAUAUGGAUGUUUUAAAUAUUUUGAAAAAGGUGGUGAAUGUGUUUCUGGUCCAAUUGGUUUAUUAAGUGGUAUAUUACCAUUUCCAAUGUUAUUAUUUAAUCAUUUUUUUAGUGUUGCUUUUUAUUCAAUUUAUUUAAAUUUUAUAAAUAGAGGUAUAAAUUUCCCAUUAGCUAUUUGGGAAUGUUUUGAUGUUUUAUUUACUGCUAUUAUAAUUUUUACUCCAUAUUUAUGGACAGAAUUGGUACAAUAG